AUGAUUCAAGAUGGAUUGAAAAUAAAUCAUCGUGUUGGACAGUGUUUUGUUCGCAAUGUCUUCAUCUUCUUCGUUGUGGAUAAUGCUGUUGGUUAUUCUUUACGUAAAUCACAAUCAUGUGAUGAUAUUGUAAUAGAUGAUGACAAGGUACUUGUUGAUAUAGAUGGUAUUGUAAUUGGUUCAGCAGUCGAUGGUGCGCAACUUGAUGAUAAUAUGGAUGUUAAAAAUGAUGAUGAUGCCUAA
Messenger RNA from Rotaria sp. Silwood1, 243 nucleotides. The record is from the annotation of a GenBank genome assembly. NCBI's taxonomy places the organism in Eukaryota, Metazoa, Rotifera, Eurotatoria, Philodinida, Philodinidae.